This is a messenger RNA of Westerdykella ornata, 636 nucleotides long. RefSeq lists its product as uncharacterized. The transcript has a single exon. NCBI's taxonomy places the organism in Eukaryota, Fungi, Ascomycota, Dothideomycetes, Pleosporales, Sporormiaceae. The record is from RefSeq and is a predicted model, not a curated record. The coding region runs from base 250 to 573 and encodes 107 amino acids.
UGUGACGUACCGUGUUCUGUAAAGGGGUACGAUGGCUCCUUCACUAGUGUAGGGUAGUUUGGCGAAGACUCCUCAUGUGAUUGCACGAUAACCAUAGGUCCCCUCGAUUCGACGGCUCUGGCGAGGCUGCGGCUUUGGAGAGUGCGGAUGGGGGAACCAUCAUGGUGGUAAUCGGGCCAGGCGCCAAAGCAAAGCAACACAAGGAACCAUACUCGACGUUUGAAUGGUCUAAACAUUCGCGGAUGAUGUAUGAGACGACCACUCCGGAGGACGAGGAAGCAGAGAAGCCCACUUACAGAAACGUUCGUGCUUUCGUCGCUCUUGGCUAGAGGAAGUUAUCAUUCUGGUGUCCCCUCUGUCUUGGGCGAUUCGGAAGGGAAUGUGCGCUCAAAAAAGCACUUUAAAGAGGCGCAUGGGGAAGCUUUCAAGUAUUCCGCGUUGCUGAGUGAGACGCGGGUGAUGGAGAAGGAUGGAUUUGAAACCACUGGUGAGAAGGACGGAUUUUUGAAACAACUGGAGAGCCGUGGAGGCACCAGCGUUCAUGCACUUCGUAAAGGAAGGCAGUUGGGUUAGACUCGAAACGUGUUGUAGUACAGUAAAACCCCGCAAUAGGGAAACUGACGGUUGCUGUCAAAU